AUGGCUCUUGUGAAAGCAGCAGAUCCACAGACCUCCUCUUCUAAUGCUUCUCGAUAUUGUCAUUAUCACGUGUUCCUGAGUUUCAGAGGCCAAGACACUCGCAAGACUUUCACUGACCACCUCUACACGGCCCUUGUCAACGCCGGAUUUCGCACUUUCCGAGACGAUGAUGAAGUCGACAAAGGAGAAGGUAUGGAGCCCGAACUGCAGAAAGCAAUCAAACACUCAAGAACUUCUGUUAUUGUGUUCUCGAAAGACUACGCAUCGUCCAGAUGGUACGAGUCAAAGUUUAUGAAGAAAAUAGUUAAAGUAAUUGGAAACAAACUAAGUCGCACACCCUUGAGUGUUGCUCCGAACUUGAUUGGAAUGUGUUCUCGAGUUGAAACAAUUAAUUUAUGGUUACAAGAUGGGUCCCCUGAUGUUGGCGUACUUGUAAUCUAUGGGAUGAGUGGAAUAGGGAAAACAACCAUCGCAAAGACUGUUUACAAUUCAAACUUUAGAAUAUUUGAAGGAAGCAGCUUCCUUGAAAAUAUCAAAGAAGUUUCACAGCAACCCAAUGGCUUAGUUCAAAUACAAACACAACUUCUUUCUGACAUUUUGAAUGGGAGAAAAAUGAAAAUAAGCAAUGUUAGUGAGGGAUUAAUUAAGAUUGAAGAUGCAAUAAGCUCCAAAAGAGUUCUUCUUGUUCUCGAUGAUGUGGAUCAUAUGGACCAAUUAGAUGCAGUAUUUCAAAUGAAAGAUCGAUUUUAUCCAGGAAGUAAAAUCAUCAUAACAACUAGGCGUGCAAGAUUGUUAAAGGCUCAUCAAGUUACUGAGGUGUAUGCGGUUGGAACUUUGACUCAAGAAGAAUCAUUGGAGCUCUUCAGUUGGCACGCUUUUGGCCAAGACCAUCCUGUUGAAGAUUACAUAGAAUAUUCAGAGAAGCUAGUCGAUCAUUGCGGAGGACUUCCAUUAGCUCUCAAAGUUUUAGGUUCUUCUCUGUUGGGGGAAAGUAUAUGUCUAUGGAAAAGUGCAUUGGAGAAGUUAGGAGCUAUUCCAAAUGGCGAAAUAAUAAAUAAACUAAGAGUAAGCUAUGACUCUUUGCAAGAUGACCAUGACCGAAAAUUAUUCCUCCACAUUGCUUGUUUCUUUAUUGGAAUGGACAAAGAUUACAUUGCUAAAAUACUAGAUGGAUGUGAUUUCUAUACAAUUGUUGGCAUUCAAAAUCUCAUCGAUAGAUGUUUGGUGAUUAUUGAUGGAAGGGACAAGGUGCAGAUGCACGACCUAAUUCGUGGAAUGGGAAGAGAAAUUGUUCGCCUAGAAUCAAAGGAGCCUUGGAAGCGUAGUAGAAUAUGGCAUCAUAAGGACUCUUUCAAAAUCUUGACGGAAAAGAAUGUAAGAAAUAUGCAUUAUUUGUACAAGUUACAACCCAUUGGAAGUGUAGAUGUAGAAAUGAUCAACCUCUUGGGAUUGGGCAACUUGUUGGAAUCAAUGGCACCCAUUCGGAUGUACACACUGUACGAAAAUUUACAAGAGGAUGAUCCAAUUCCCGUCCAGGAGGUUUGCUCUCGUUUUGUAUGUUUACCAGACGAAGAAGAAGAGCGACAGGGUGAUAUCACAGUUGCAACCACCACAGGCAGCAAUAACUCCGGCAGCCUCCGUGGCUGGAAGGUGCUCGUCACCACAGCUUGCUUCUUUCUCACCCUUACUCUAAUCACUCGGUGUAAGCGCCUUGGGGACUCUGAUGAAGAAGAUAAGAGAGGUGUGAUGUUUUAUUGA
Prunus avium (sweet cherry) is the source of this 1758-nucleotide messenger RNA. The record is from RefSeq and is a predicted model, not a curated record. NCBI's taxonomy places the organism in Eukaryota, Viridiplantae, Streptophyta, Magnoliopsida, Rosales, Rosaceae.